CUGCGACCGGCAAAACGGCCCAUCCCAUCAUAGAAAGGACAUAUCCUUAAUAAUACAUAUAUCGCAAGUAGCCCAUUCUAGUUGGCUAUCCUCAAUCAACCAGCACUCUAAAGGACAUAUCCACCUCAUCGAUUCCGUUUUUCUUUCAUUUUCCAGUCUAAGCCAAGUGUUCAAAAUUCGGCAAGCCUAGGAAAUAUGCCUGCCAAAGCUGCUACACCCAAAUCCAAAGGACGAGCACCUAAAGCUAGUCACAAGAAACUAAAACAGGAAGCGAAGAACCAGCAAGAGCCAGAAAAGGCAACAGUCUCUCGAUCUCCUUCACCCUCGUCUGCUUCCUCAUCCUCAGAUGAAGCACCGGAUAAAAAUGCCAAAAGUGAUCAGAACGGUGACGAAGAACUAAACGUUCAAGACGAAACAACCACUCAAUCUUUUGCUGACCGACUCAAGAUCCUAAACCUUCAAACGGAUACCUCCAAUGGACCGAUAGACUUGAAUGAAUCUGAUGAUGACGAGCUACCCGAGGGGCUAGAAAAAGAAGGACUCGCAAAUAAGAUGCUUGGAUCGAAAUCUGCCAAGUCUCUCAACGGAUCGCUCAAUGAUACCAACUCGAUCAACCCAACAACAAUCGCAUCGAUCGGAUCGUUCGCUCAAACUUUAACCCAAGCCCUCAAAUCAACAGAUACCAAACUUUUAGAAUCCUGUUUCUUACAACAAUCUAAAAAUAACAAAAAUCUGAUCUCUAAUACCAUCCAACGAGUCCCGAAGAAGCUAUUGCAUACCCUCAUCGAACAGAUCGUCAUCUGCUUGAAUCGGAAGAAACGCGGCUAUGGCGAUGGCGUAACCGUUGCUACCGUUCGGAGAACUAAAACUUUGGUGGAAUGGGUCCGACAGAUCUUGCUCAUCCACAUGUCUUACCUAUUAACGAUUCCGACACUUGUGACGCAACUUUCAACGCUCCAGGCAUCGUUACAAAAGCGCUUGAAUUUGCACACCAAGCUCCUAUCCUUGAACGGGCGGCUGGAAUUAGUGCUCAAUCAGAUCGAACUGAACAGGGUCUCGAAUGGAAGCCGCCAGCUAACCGGAUCGAAAACGUUGAAAGCCAUCGAUAAGAAGAAGAAGAAGGCAACAUCGGUCCCCAAACAGGAGCCCUACAAGUACGUCGAAGGGGAGAGUUCGGCGUCCGAGCAAGAAGCCGAAAAAUCGAACGAUGAUGAGAGUGAUGGCAGUAGCGACCAAAGUGACGACGAGGACGGGAGCGAUUCUGAUCAACUCGACCAGACGGACUCGGAGGAGGAAGGCAGCGUUGAAGACGUGGUAUUGGGAAGUGGAUCCGAUGAAGAAGAUUCAGAAGAUAGUGAGGAUGAGGCGGCCGAAGGCGCCCGCCGAUUGAAGAAGCUGACAAACGGGAUCAAUGACUUGCUAGACUUGGAGGCCGACGAAAGCGGGAGCGAAGACGGUAGCGGCGAUGCGGAGGAGGAAGAGGAGGAGGAAGAAGAAGAGGAUGACGACGAAUCAAUGGAGGGAUUUAUUGAUGACGGGUCAGAAGAAAGCUCCGAAGAAGAAGAUUCAGAUUAAAAAUUCUCUUCAUCAAGAAAUUCAGUCAAAAAAAUUUCCCAACGGAAUCGGUCUUGCCAACUCUCCACUUCCUAUGUGCUUGAUUCUUUUUCUUAUUCUUCCAAAAAACAGUCAGUCAAUUAAUUUGUUUGUCUAUCAUGGAGUUUCCAUCAGCAAUAUCCUUGUCUAAGAUGGAUGGCCAUGACCGACAUAGUCAUUUAAUCAACUUCAUUUUUUUUUUCCACCAGCUGUCUCUUGACAUUUCCCUUUUCUUGUUAUUUUUUCUUUUUCUUUUUUUCAGUAUCAAUCCAAGUUCUUUUUUUUUGUCCUGCUUGCGUGAUUUCACUUGGAUCUUCUGAGUGGAAUCAACCCAUAGAAAAUUCAACUUUGAAUCAACUUUUUUUUGAUCAUGUAUUCAUACAAUGACAAUCAUAAAAAGGCCACAAGA
Puccinia graminis f. sp. tritici CRL 75-36-700-3 is the source of this 2002-nucleotide messenger RNA. RefSeq lists its product as uncharacterized. The record is from RefSeq and is a predicted model, not a curated record. Gene Ontology annotation, biological process: maturation of SSU-rRNA from tricistronic rRNA transcript (SSU-rRNA, 5.8S rRNA, LSU-rRNA). Bases 196 to 1575 code for a protein of 459 amino acids. The transcript is spliced from 2 exons. NCBI's taxonomy places the organism in Eukaryota, Fungi, Basidiomycota, Pucciniomycetes, Pucciniales, Pucciniaceae. Gene Ontology annotation, cellular component: nucleolus.